Molecule: messenger RNA, 883 nt
Organism: Lolium perenne
Lineage: Eukaryota; Viridiplantae; Streptophyta; Magnoliopsida; Poales; Poaceae
Source: RefSeq, a predicted model, not a curated record
UAUACGGAAGGCCAUUGUCUCCUGAAUAAACAUAAUGAAUCAUGGGGCUUGUCAGUUCAGGCCUUUCUUUGUAUCGAAUGUGCCAGCUUAUUCUUUCCGUUGUAGUUGGGUUUGAUAAAUUUCAGUUAUCUCUUUUGGUGUGCUGCAUACUUAUCUUGGUAUGGAUUCUGAAUUAUUGUUACUCUUUGCUAAUGCAGGUUUCAGUUUCUACUAGAUUGGUUGUUUAGCAAGAAUUCUUUCAUAGGAUUUGUGAAGAAAGAAGUUAGGGCUAUUCCAGCUGAAAAUAAUGGAGCACGAAGUCAAUCAGGUGGGAUGAACAUUUUUCUUGCAAGCCCAGAUGGUCAUGUUGUCAGUGGUGGAGUUGCUGGCCUACUGGUGGCGGCAAGUCUUGUUGAGUGUGCAAAGUCAAGCCCAGAAUGGUUGGUCAAACAUUGAUUUUUCAUUGGCACCCCAACAUAGCUUUGGCUUGUGGGAUAUGAUGGCUAACUAUAAUAGGAGUCACUCUGACAGUAUGCUGAUGACACAUGCUCAAUCUAUGGCAACAACCAGUGGUCAUGGCCAUCGCAAUAGGAGCCAGCAUACCUACCAAAUUUUGCACCUUGUCCCAUUUGGUUCUCACCAAGAUCAGAAGACGCGAAGAGGACGCCAAGCUCGAGCAUGUCACCUCCACCAUCCACUGCGGCAGGCGCGCCGACGCCGACGCCGUCCCCGUGCUCAAGCUUGCCGUCACCGUCCUCAGCCCACGCCCGCAGUCGUGGUGGAGGGGAGUGGCGGAGCCGCAGCCCGACGAGGAAACACUGAAGGGAGAGCACAUGCUGCUGCCAAUCUCUUGCCUCUGGUGGGAAGCAUGGGGCUGCUGCCACUCAGCACGACCUGGUGCUGA